Molecule: messenger RNA, 1245 nt
Organism: Camellia sinensis
Lineage: Eukaryota; Viridiplantae; Streptophyta; Magnoliopsida; Ericales; Theaceae
Source: RefSeq, a predicted model, not a curated record
AUGGAAGAUGAGGACAAUAAUUCUAGUGAGACCGGUAUUCCAUUGGGUGAUGCUUCGACUAGAGGCAGUAAGGUUAAUUCAGAACUUGUAAUGGAUUAUAGUAAUGAAUUUGUUACUUAUGGGAUAUUCAAGAGUCGAGAUGAGUUAAUUCAAUGGGCACGUCAAGUUGGAAGAAGAAAUGGAUUCGUUAUUGUCGUGCAGAAAUCAGAUGGAGGUGGUAUUCGAGCCACAUAUGAUGACUGGAACUUGAUAGUUAUUUGUGGUGUGCAUAAUCAUCCUGCUACAAAAUAUCUUGAGGUUCAUUCUUAUGCUAGAAGGUUAUCACAUGAGGAAACCUCUUUGUUGGUAGACAUGUCGAAGAGUAUGGUACGACCAAGUGAGAUAUUGGUUACAUUGAAACAACGUGAUGAUGCAAAUGCUUCCACAAUGAAGACAAUUUACAAUGCACGUCAUAAGUAUAAAGUUGCUAAGGAAGCUGGGAGAUCUCAAAUGCAACAACUAUUAGGUCAGUUAGCGAUGAACAAGUACAUUGAGUGGCAUAGGAGCUGUGCAGAUACUGAGACAGUGACUAAUUUGUUCUUUGCACAUCCUACUAGUUUGAAGUUGUUACGUGCAUUUCCAAAAGUAUUGCCGAUGGAUUGUAUUUAUAAGACCAAUCGAUAUCGGUUGCCCAUUCUGGAGAUUGUAGGUGUGACAUCGACAGACAUGACCUUUUCAGUUGCAUUUGCAUACCCCCAGUAUGAGAAAGAGGAUAACUAUACAUGGGCACUUGGUCUUUUGCGUAGUGUCAUGGAUGAAAAUACUCUUCCUUCUGUUAUUGUCACAGAUAGAGAAUUGGCCCUUAUGAAUGCCAUAUGUACGGUGUUUCCUGCAACUACAAAUUUGUUGUGUAGAUGGCAUAUUGGAAAAAAUGUGCUUGCUAAUUGCAAAAAGAUGUUUGAGACAAAGGAUAAAUGGGAAAUGGUUGAGAGUUCACAUGCAAAACUUAAAAGAUAUCUUGGAUCAAGUCAAGAAAAUUUUGAGUCAAAUUGGACAAGGAUACACAAUUUACUUGAGUUGCAACAUAGUGAAAUAAAAUCAUCAUUUGAGAAAAGCAAGAUAGUUGUGCAACAUGAUUUCAAACCUGCGCAAUUUAAGGAGCUUCAUGGUAAUGUCUCAAUUACUGCAUUAGAGAUCAUAUUGGCAGAGUUUAAACGAGCAUCUUCUGUUGGUAUUGAUAUUACUGCAUAUGGAUGUGUUGUUUGA